GGAGCACUAGACGCGUCAGCCUUUUCCGGCGAUUCGGAUCCACAUCCCCAUUGCCGACGGUAUCGUCGCUCUCGUUCCGAUCGCUUAUUGCGCUGCCGGCGAUGUUGUCGUAUGCGACGCUGGGGGAGGCGGAGGCGGCGUUGGGGCGGAGUCUGACCUUCGCCGAGGACAUUUGGUUCCGUUACACCGCACGGAUGCCCAACUACCUCCUAUUUUACCACAACAUCAUCUUCCUCUUCGUCAUUUUCUCCCUCGCGCCGCUCCAGCUCGCCCUCAUCGAACUUGGCUUCCCUGCCUCCGUCUCCUCUUUCAAGAUCCAGCCCAAGAUCUGCCUCCCGCCGACCUCCUUCUUCCAGUGCUAUAAGGACGUCAUGCGGGUGUUCCUCCUCAUCGUCGACCCGCUUCAACUCUCCUCCUACCCCACCAUCAAGUUUGUGGGGAUAAGGACUGGGCUUCCCCUUCCCUCACUAUGGGAAGUGGCUUUGCAACUCUUGGUUUACUUCGUGGUGGAGGACUAUGGCAACUACUGGAUUCACCGACUACUGCACUGCAAAUGGGGGUACGAGAAGAUACACUGUGUCCACCAUGAAUUCACGACGCCUAUUGGCUUUGCAACACCCUAUGCUCAUUGGGCGGAGGUGCUGCUCCUUGGGAUCCCCUCCUUUGCAGGGCCCGCUAUGGUUCCUUGCCACAUGAUCACCUUCUGGCUUUGGAUUGCCCUCCGCCAGCUUGAAGCGAUUGAGACCCACAGCGGGUAUGGUUCUCAUCACACAUCUUUCAUGUAAUGAAU
Messenger RNA from Zingiber officinale, 790 nucleotides. RefSeq names its product very-long-chain aldehyde decarbonylase GL1-10-like. The record is from RefSeq and is a predicted model, not a curated record. NCBI's taxonomy places the organism in Eukaryota, Viridiplantae, Streptophyta, Magnoliopsida, Zingiberales, Zingiberaceae. Gene Ontology annotation, molecular function: iron ion binding; C-4 methylsterol oxidase activity. The transcript is spliced from 2 exons. Gene Ontology annotation, biological process: sterol biosynthetic process. The coding region runs from base 102 to 785 and encodes 227 amino acids.